AUGUACACCAACAUCAUCAUAAGCGCGCUGGCCCUGGCCACCACCAUCACAGCAAACCCCACCGCAGUUCGGCAGACCACUGCGGUCAACCCCUUCCCCAUCACGCUGGGCUGGCUGGCCUACGGGCAUGGGCACGAGAUCGUGGCGUGGACGCCGACCCAUACGACGAUGGGAGACGCGUGCAACCCGAACACGAACGCGACGCGCACCACCGUCGUGCAGGCCGACAACAGCGGGUUCCCCUCGAACCCGCUGUGCGGCCACGAGUUCGCACUUGAGGGCGUGACGGGCCUCUCACUGCUGUGCGCUGACAGCGCAGAGAACGGCGAGGCCGCGUCGCAGGUCACGGCCGUGGCCACCAACGGCGAGCAGACGCACGAGUGCACCGACCUGCCGCUCACCAUCUACGGCACGUCGUGCGGCGUGGGCUCUUCCAUCUGGCAGAACUAUGCCUGUCAGUAA
Diaporthe amygdali is the source of this 462-nucleotide messenger RNA. RefSeq lists its product as uncharacterized. The coding region runs from base 1 to 462 and encodes 153 amino acids. The record is from RefSeq and is a predicted model, not a curated record. NCBI's taxonomy places the organism in Eukaryota, Fungi, Ascomycota, Sordariomycetes, Diaporthales, Diaporthaceae. The transcript has a single exon.